Messenger RNA from Nematostella vectensis (starlet sea anemone), 2432 nucleotides. Its product is annotated as putative ammonium transporter 3. The transcript is spliced from 8 exons. Gene Ontology annotation, molecular function: ammonium channel activity. Bases 431 to 2083 code for a protein of 550 amino acids. Lineage: Eukaryota; Metazoa; Cnidaria; Anthozoa; Actiniaria; Edwardsiidae. Gene Ontology annotation, cellular component: membrane. The record is from RefSeq and is a predicted model, not a curated record. Gene Ontology annotation, biological process: ammonium transmembrane transport; ammonium homeostasis.
UGAAUAAGCGCCUGGCUAUGUACUAACUACAUACAUUCGUUUUCAAGCCCCCAAAAAUAAAAUUGUCUUAUUCUCCACGGUGAUCACCGAAAUUUCACUUAAAUCAUCGUUGCGUGUACUAAAUGCCUAAUAUGGAGAGCAGGAAAUUGUUAUCGAAAGCAAAAACAUGAAAACGGACCAGACAUAGGAGACGUGACGCUACCAGCCACUAUCUUCACUGCCCGUCUUCUCAACGAGAACUUCAAAAAACUUGGAUAAAACAUGAGCAUAUGUGACAAGCAAGGCAGCCGCUAAGAACACUGUUUGACCAUGGAUUCUGUAGCGAAUAAUAUUUCCUUGGAAACAUAACUAUCGUAUACACUAGAAAAUUAGUUGGAGAUCACAGAGUAUCGCCGACAGGCAAGCGAGAAGAACCGGCGCUGCGGUGAGGAUGUGUGAGUCCCUAAACGCUACCGGUAACCUUAGCCAAUGCGUCAAUACGACCAGCCUCCCAGUAGCCGUCACCACCCACCGGUAUAGACUAACCGGGGUGUCAAGUUGGGAUGACGCCACCUGGGUCAUGUCCAGCGCCUUUAUCAUCUUCACCAUGCAAUCGGGAUUUGGACUGCUGGAAUCCGGAAUGGUCUCAAGGAAGAAUGAAGUCAACAUUAUGGUGAAAAACGUUGUCGACGUCAUCUUCGGAGGGCUUUCGUUCUGGGCGUUUGGCUACGCAUUUGCGUUCGGAGAUAGCCCGAGCAGUAACGCAUUCUGCGGCAUCGGCCGGUUUUUCACCGAUGCAACUCAACCGGAGAUGGGCACGAUAUUUUCCAAGUUCUUCUUUCAGCUCUCCUUCGCUACGACAGCCGUAACCAUAGUGUCCGGAGCGAUGGCAGAGAGAACAAAGCUUGAGUCGUACUGUCUGUUCUCAUCACUGGGAAUUCUCGUGUACUGUUUCCCUGCGCAUUGGGUCUGGGCCGAGAACGGAUGGCUUGCGACACUUGGCGCUGUCGAUAUAGCUGGGUGUGGCGUUGUGCACGUUGUUGGUGGCGUGACAGGUCUAGUGGCGACUAUUAUACUCAAGCCGCGGAUUGGUCGGUUUAACUGUUCCAAGCCUCUUUCUAUGGGCUCGCCCGUGACUGCUAUCCUUGGUCUAUUCGUCCUCUGGUGGGGAUGGCUGGGGUUUAACUGCGGCAGUACAUUUGGAAUCACUGGCGAGAAAUGGCAGCUUGCAGCAAGGGCCGCCGUUAACACUUUGAAUGCAUCUAUUGGAGGAGGAAUAUUUGCGUUUUCUUACAGCUAUGCGCGCUAUAACAGAAAAGUUGACGUUAGCUAUGUCGUCGUUGGUAUUCUAGGAGGGCUGGUAUCCGUAACAGGUAUCUGCCCUCUUGCGCGCCCGUGGGAGAGUAUUCUUAUCGGGACAAUUGGUGGCGUACUCAGCUGCUUCGGCCGAAACCUCAUUCAGAAGCUCAAAAUUGACGACCCCACCGGGUGCCUGGCCGCGCACAUUUUAUCAGGAAUCUGGGGCCUAGUCUCCGUAGGCUUCUUCACUGAGGUGGAUAAUCUUGAACAUUUUUCGACCAUCAACGGAGUACUAAAAGGCGGUAACGGCUGGUUAUUGGGUAUACAGCUCUUGACCGUCGUGGCCUUGAUAGCCUGGAGCGCCGCCGUGUCGUUCAUUCUCCUGAUGAUUCUGAACAAGCUGGUUGGGCUUAGAGUAACGGAGGAAGAAGAGAAUCUCGGUUGCGAUGCAGUGGAGCACGAGAUGGAUUAUCGCAAAACCGAGAACACUAAACAGAUGAAGGCAAUAAUUGGCUUGAACAUGUUUCUGAACAGCAAGAUCGGGACAAUAAGGCGCGACUCUGCAAUUCGUCCAGCUCCAUGUGCAUUCACUGUCAAACUGGACGAAGCAGAAAAUGAGGAAUCGCCAAAAGUCUACAAAGGACGGCGGAGAGGUGGAGGGGCUAUAUUAGACAUGCAUCACGACUUGAGCGACCCCGAGUCGUCUGAUCAAGUCAUUAGCAGUCCCAAAAUGUCUCUGGUAGCUAGGCGAGGCACAGUGCUGAGUGAUGGGGACUGCCAAGCCCCCGGUAUGCUGAACUCAUAAAAUGGACCUGUUCACCGAGUACCUGAUUCCAUAGAAGUGGUGACAUGACCUUUAUUUAAGGGACUUUGCUUGUUUUUUAUAGUUUUAGGGACUAGGGACUAGGGACGUCAUCACAGGGCCGUAGCAGGCCUCGAUAUAUUGGGGGGGGGGGCACGUUCCCCCAGUGCCCUACCCUGCGAGAAGAGCUUUCUCCUCUGUGACUCGUUGAUCGUAGUCAUUCGCGUCCGCCAAAUGGAGAGAAACAAGGGAGAAGCCUCUGGUAGCAGGGUACAAGAGCCCAAGAGCGCUACAUAAAGAAAAGAAAAUUUAUACCUACCCGUGGUUAUGCAAUUAAAAAGAUUUAAAAUCC